AUGACGGAAUUAACCGCUGAUAAAUUGCUUGUUCCAGGUCGAGUAUCUGUCGAGGUAGAUGCAAAAUUAUCUUUUGAUACCGAAGCAACGAUCGCCAAGGCUAGGCACCUUAUUUCACUUUUAAAAGAAAGUGGAAUUGAUAAAUCUCGAGUAAUGAUCAAAAUUCCCUCAAAUUGGGAAGGAAUUCAAGCCGCAAAGAUACUUGAAAAAGGAAUUCAAUCUGGUGCAACGAUAAUCUCACCGUAUGCUGGUAGAAUUCUCGAUUGGUACACGAAAAAUACCAAUAAAACAUAUAAAUCUUUCGAAGAUCCAGGAGUCAUAUCUGUGACCAAAAUUUAUAACUAUUAUAAAAAGCACGGAUAUAAAACAGCUAUUAUGGGAGCAAGCUUUCGUAACACUGGAGAAAUUGAAGAAUUAGCUGCACGUUAUAAUUGUUUGGACUCAAAAAAAGUUAUUUAUGACGAGAAAUCUUUCAAGUGGACAUUUACUGAAGAUGCAAUGGCUUCUGAAAAAUUUUCUGAAGGCAUUAGAUUAUUUGCUAAAGAUAGUAGAACUUUAAUACUUAUGUUAAAACAACGUUUGAAUAAUGAUGCUAUUGCUAAUGAAAAUAUUGAAUUAUUCUCGAGGCCUUUUUAUCUAGCUAAAUUGGGAUUAAUAUAA
This is a messenger RNA of Racocetra fulgida, 660 nucleotides long. NCBI's taxonomy places the organism in Eukaryota, Fungi, Glomeromycota, Glomeromycetes, Diversisporales, Gigasporaceae. The record is from the annotation of a GenBank genome assembly.